Messenger RNA from Oncorhynchus tshawytscha (Chinook salmon), 686 nucleotides. RefSeq names its product C-C motif chemokine 25. Gene Ontology annotation, biological process: positive regulation of ERK1 and ERK2 cascade; cellular response to tumor necrosis factor; positive regulation of GTPase activity. The transcript has 5 exons. Gene Ontology annotation, molecular function: chemokine activity; CCR chemokine receptor binding. Lineage: Eukaryota; Metazoa; Chordata; Actinopteri; Salmoniformes; Salmonidae. The record is from RefSeq and is a predicted model, not a curated record. Bases 349 to 636 code for a protein of 95 amino acids. Gene Ontology annotation, cellular component: extracellular region.
GUAGGCUUUUGUGUUGAGAGGUUGUCAGGACUGUUUAUGUGUUGACCUUUUGCAUGUUUAUAUCCUUGCCUAAUGCUGAAUUCAUACUUCACUAGCUUUCGGAUUAAUGCUGUAAACAUUCUGUACUUUUGCAUUUCUAACUAAUAAAAGACACAAGUUUAUACAGCUGGCUCGAUCGACGGAGUUUGGCUUUAUCUGAUUGGUUGUUGAUUUAUUAGAACAUGGUCAGAGUUUCAGCCAAACAAAUGAUAGCUGGAGAAAACAGCUGAAGACAUCUGGAUCUGGUUGACUGUUACCAAGAAGGACGUGUUUGUAAUCAAGGGCGGACCCCACAGCAGCAGUGACACCAUGAGGUUCCAGGCUCUGUUCUUUCUCCUGCUCCUGACAUGCAUGUAUCUCACUCUGGCUCAAGGGUCGUAUGAGAACUGCUGCCUGAGGCAUGUUACUGGCCUGAAGAAGAGUACCAAGAGGAAUGUUGUAAGCUACAGGAUACAGGAAACAGAUGGAGGCUGCAACAUCAAGGCCGUUGUGUUCAUACUGAAGAAAGGGAAGACUGUUUGUGCCAAUCCCAGCCACAAAUGGGUACAGCAUCUGAGGACUGUGGUCGAUAAGACUCAAGGGAAUGAGGGGAUGUAGUUGAUCAGUUGCUUCGUUGGAGGAUCUUUCAACCAGUGUAUGCCAAUUUC